Messenger RNA from Mycosarcoma maydis (corn smut), 3201 nucleotides. RefSeq lists its product as uncharacterized. Gene Ontology annotation, molecular function: zinc ion binding; DNA-binding transcription factor activity, RNA polymerase II-specific. Gene Ontology annotation, biological process: regulation of DNA-templated transcription. The transcript has a single exon. The record is from RefSeq and is a predicted model, not a curated record. Bases 1 to 3201 code for a protein of 1066 amino acids. NCBI's taxonomy places the organism in Eukaryota, Fungi, Basidiomycota, Ustilaginomycetes, Ustilaginales.
AUGGAGCACAACUCAUCCAGAGCAUUCGGUGCGCAGGCAGGUCUGUCAUCUUCAUCUGCAAGCUUGCAUCCGUCUACCAUCAACCUGGCUGUGCCCGUUGACAACAAUGCUGACCCGCCUCGGAUCCAGAAACGUCCACGUCGCACACAUGCUCGUCGUUCGUGCAGCAUGUGUCAGCAGCGCAAGGCAAGGUGCGAACUUCCUGACCUCGAGGUGCCCUCCAGCUCCUUGCCUCUUCCUGACCACCAGGCAUGUCACCGAUGCAGAACGCUCCAGAUUUCGUGCAUUGUCGACGACGCCAACAAAAAGAAGCCGAAAAAGUUCGCCAACCAACUCAGCACCCCUCGGCCGCCGACCUCGUCCAGAAACCGGGCUCCUCUCUCUACUCAUCCUCCUUCCAUGCGAAAGUCUUCCACAACUUCGUCCAUCUCAUCUUCGCUGUACAAUGCCAACGGUGUCAAUGGUGCUGACAGCACCAGUACAACCAGCCUUUUAGCUUCGGACGUCCCACCUGUCGAUGUCAAUCACCUCAAACUCGCCGGUGGUCGCGUCUUUGGCGAUCAGAUCAUCUAUCCAGCCGAAGCUCGACUGGCUCCCAGAACGCCCGACUCAUCCUCGGACGAAGACGACGCAACAUCUGUCCCUUCUGCCUCUCGCCAACCCGAUCCAACCAACCCGUGGACCGCAUCGGCCGGCCCCGAAGCUCACAUCAAAACGCAAGAACGUAAUCCCCGAGACUCGGCCAACAUCGACACCUGGGAACGAUUUUCCACCCGGAGUCGUCCUCUCACACUUCUCACCGAGCUUGUCCCACGCCAGAAUCGUUUUGCGUCCAAAGUGUUCCGUCUCGUAUCGGCGCGAGCCACCAUUGAAACCGAUGUCAGCGAGAUAGUCUCGGAUGAAAAGUCCAAGCAGCUCAGCGACUGGUGCGAGUCCAACCUAACGCUCUGGAUGCCCCACAUCUCCAACGCCUACCAGGUCCGCCAAGAGGCGAAACAAGGCAAGCAGACUCUCUCGACCCAACUCCUGGAACAAGUGCUCUACGUGAUCGCCAUGCAGCACAUUCGCGAUCCCAAAGACGAUGUCUUGCGCUUCUCUGUCACCCGCUUUGUCAUUCGAGAUCUGGCACGUGUCAUGAUCACGUCCCCUCGCUCCAGCAAGGCCGUCGAGGCUCUAGAAUUGCUCGCCCUCUUUCCCGUCGAUGUCUCGGCCAUCCCCGGUCCCUCGCGCAACCGCAUCCGCUCCGAUUCGCAGAUCAGCGCCGCGGAACGCUUUGCACGUUCGGUUCGACUCGACCGCGUCGCUUUGACCGCCGCUGCUCCGUACUCGUUUUUCACAUCCUCUAAUCAGCUCGACGACUUUGAGACCAAACGUACAGCCAUGGCAUGGGCUAGCGUCAAGACGUGGUACAAUUGCUUCACUCUUGGCGACGAUGAACUCUACGAGAGCAUCGACAUUCGUUAUUUCUCUGACGAUUGGAGCCGUUCGCUCAUUUUACCUACUCAAGAGUUACCUACUCAAGAGCCCCUCGCAACUGACGAACUGGCUAUGGAGAACGAGCUGUUUGCGCAAAGACGCUGGUCUACGAAGCGUGGCAUCGGCAGCACUGGCCUUGCUAUGCGCUGUCUUGCCAUGAGGCAUCUACUCGUCGCAUUUGAUGCCAUCAAUAAGUGUUCCAUCCGCGAUCUUGAGUCCGAACGCCUCGCUUCUGUGUCGACGACCUUAGACGACUACGUGCAUCAGGUGACAGAGGUUGACAAUGAACUCCAGCGACGCCUUAUCGACGGAAAACAUGGCAGCAACCUCCUCCGAACUUGGCUUACCAUCGAGACCACUGCUGGCCACCUUCUCGUGCUGAGUGCCGGCAUCUUUCGCGGACUAGGCAUCGAUAAGAAGGAGAAUGUCCCUGGACACGAACUUGCCUUGCUUAUCCGUGGAGAGAUUGCCUCGCCAGAGCUACGAGCAUUUCUCUCGCGAUACGGCGAGCAUCUGAUUUUGGCCGCCGAAAAAGUUCUCAUCAAUAUAAGCACGCUCUGCCGAGACGCGAGGGCAGCAAAGACGGCACCCAUCAGUGGUAAAGGUGAAAACGAGUGUGAUCCUACCUCAAGCCGAUGGAUGGUGGAAGGCCAAUCGCGCACUGUGCUUCCAAUGAUCAAUGUAUGCGGGUAUGCGCUUGAGGCUGCCUUCAACGCCAUAGAGAUGCACGCUACCAUGUUUAAGCUGUGGAAGGCACCACCCAAGCGUUCAGACUCUUGGCAGCUCGUCUUUUCGAAUCUUGUCGCCGCCAUGCUCUCGCUGGAUCCCAGUGGUUCGAUCCAGAGCGGCAGCAUUCCCGCCACGUGUGCUUACAUUCUGCAAGGCAUGCUCAAGGUGAUUGUCGCCUGGACUGACUGCAGCCGGAAAAAGGACCAUCAGAGGUGCACCAAGUCCACGUCGGUAAAUACGUCGUCUGAUGAUCCUGCACGUCGAGACCCAGGGAGCCGCGACGGCCAUCAACAACAGCAGCCAGGCGUAAGGCCACACCCCGGUGCUGCAUCCAACCUGGAGCGCUACCCGACCUUGCUCAAGGAUGAUGGUGCAUCGCGCAGAAGCUUUGAUGCCAUGCAAGCCGACAAAAUGGGCGCGACCUCGUCUCUGCCCAGACCGCCUGGCGCGUCCCGACCGACCUCUGAUGCGGCGUCGUCGUUUAGUACGACAGCGUCUAUGUUCGAAGCGGAGGCGCCAAAUUCGUAUCAAUCCAGACAUGCUCGCGGCGAAAAUGGGGUGCAGCAAUCUGGUCCUGAUGCAACGGAAUCGCUUGCGGCUGCAUUGGCAUCCAGUGGAAGUGUUAGAGCUGACAGCGUUGGCACACCCUUGUAUCCGCAUCAGUCGCAAGCGCUGCAGUCGCAACAAGGCAGCUUUUUCACGCCUUACGCAGCAGGCCAUCCGAAUUCGUCGACGCUCGGCGCAUCAGGCUCGUCCAAUGCAUCGUUGCACACAAACACACCGCCUCCUUACUACGACGGCCUCAGCAACCGCAUUAACAUGAUCGAUAGCGCCAGCCACACGUCGACGUUCAGCCUAGCAAAUCGAACCAGCGCCAACAUGGACAUGCAGCAUUCGGCCGCGGCGUACGACUCGCUCGACUUUAUCUUGAAUGAUGUCCUUGUUUCGUCUGAGUGGUCUGGUAUACUGCACGAUAUUUGGCGCACGGAUGUGUAA